Molecule: messenger RNA, 1297 nt
Organism: Prunus mume (Japanese apricot)
Lineage: Eukaryota; Viridiplantae; Streptophyta; Magnoliopsida; Rosales; Rosaceae
Source: RefSeq, a predicted model, not a curated record
AAUAUAUCUUUCAUUUCGUCAUCAUGAUCCCAAAACGAAGAAAGAAACAUAUUUUCCAAAAAGAACAAGGAAGCAAGGGAGCGUGUGGAGACAAAGAAACAUAAAGGGAAAAAAGCUAAAGAGAGGAGGAGCACUUAUUCCCUUUUCUCCAUCCAACGUUAAACAACCUUCCAUGGCUCCUCCGCUUCUGCUAUCUGUAUAAAGAAACCUUCCUUCUGCACUCAGAUCAUCACCCACAACAACCCAAAACCACUGACAGAAGAAUUUCAAACUAUUCUCUCAGUCUCUCUCCUCAAUUUUUUCACUGAGAAAAAUAAAAAAACCCAACAACUCCCGCUUAAUUAAUCAGCACACCCACCAAAAGUGCCACCAAUGCUGCUUAGAAAUCCCAUUUCCAACACCAAGAGGUUCUUCCAGAAAACCCUCGGGAACUUGAAGAAUUUCUUCUCUGCAGGAAGCUACGAAAAGCUCCCAAAAUCUCCUCCUGUCUACAACAACCCCUUUCAAUAUGCUACUGCUGUUGACCUCAACAAUCUCCACACCACAAGUUACAAAGACUUGGACAAGCUGUACACUGACUUCACAGACCAAUGGGAUUCCGAAAUUGAAAAGAUGAGGAGAUCAAACAAGAAGAAAGUUAUCUCCACACCCACCAAAUUACAAGACCACCAUCAAGAAGUUCAGAGCCCAACAAGCUUCACCAAGCUCAAUGCUUAUCAUGCAAGUCCUCCUCCUGCAAAGAUCAAUAAAAAUUAUGAGAAAUAUGAUCUUAAAAACAGGACGGUGAUCAAGAACAGAGACGAAAAGACGAAAACUGUUACGAGGGAAUCGAGGGAGCUUCGAGAGGGUUGCUUGGUGGCACAGAAGAUAAAGGAGAUGGAGAUGCUUGACAUGAGCAAUGUGGAUCAUGUUUUGGACAUAGAAGAGGUUCUUCAUUAUUAUUCUAGGCUCACUUGCCCUGCCUAUUUAGAAAUUGUGGACAAGUUUUUCAUGGACGUGUAUGCUGAGUUUUUUGGUCCAGCAGCACCAGCAGCAGCCACACCAGCACGCAGCAUCAAGUCAAGGCUGAGGCCAAGGGCUCUGAUGAUGUCCUAAUUAAAGGAACCAAAAUUGUUAGCAGUAAUUAAAUUCUGAACCUCUCAGUUCUUGUAUUUUACAUUCUAUUUGUUCUCAAGUCAGUUGUGUAUUCUUGUUCUUCAUAGAUUUCUAUCUGUGGUCGGUUGGCAUUUUUGUUUCUGUGUGUGUGACAGCCUCUGUCUAAAUAAUUUCAUUUUUUUUUAAUUAUUAUUCAUUAAUG